UGAGUCUUCUGACUGCACCUACGACCUUUUCUUUCUUCCUUGCUUCCCUCUGCUCAAUCUUCCGGUUCCAAUUGCAGUCCCUCGUGAUCUUGAGCCCGGAAGACGUGUGUGUGUGCGGCGCGUGCCACUAUUACUACUAGUACUACUACUACUUCUACUUGCUGCCUUGCCCUCAUCCUCCCCCCCCCCAACUCUCUCCAUCUUGUCCACAACACGACACCAUCCUCCCCCCACAAGCUCUUCUUCUACGGAGCAUCUUAUCCUCCUUGAAAUGUCCUCCAUCAUGGCCGCAUCACAUCCCAGCCCCGUCAAAGACGGCAGGCGAAUUCUCGGGGAAAAGCCCGCCAACGCGUGCCUGUCCCCGGCCCACCAUCGGCACGCUUCUGUCUCGCCCCUCAAACGCCCUUUCCUCGAGGCGCCCUCCUCUCCGAAGAAACUGCUUCGCUCGCCUCUGUUCGCGGGUCAGAAACGCUCCAUCGACCAGGUGGACACCAACGAGCCCCCAAGCAGCACCCAACCCAGCGCGCAGGCCCCGUCGCGGCCAGACGCAUCCCAGAACGUGCAGGAUGACAAUCUCCCCCAGCAGGACUCUCAGAUCCAACAGCAAUCACAUGCGACGGAAUCAGAAACAACACUUCUAGAUUCAGACAAACAACAACACCACCACCACCACGAACCACAACCCACCCAACAACAACCACAACCACAACAAGAAGAUACCCACUUCGUCUCACCACCACCAGCAACAACAACAACGCACCCAAUCCCCAAUGACCCAGAAACCCGCAAACGCUUCAUCAAAGAGAAAGCAACCCUCCUCCGCACCCGUCUCCAAACCGCCAUGCGCAACAUCCACGACCCCCAACUCGACCGCCGUCUCUCCGACCUAGAAGCUCACAGUCGCAAAUACCCCCGCCUGUCCCUCCCCCAAGAACAACGCUCCACGAUCCAAUCCACACCCACCCAAUCCUCCUCCAGCUCUAAUCCCUGCCUAACCACCCCGCGCGUCCACACCGCCCCACAACUUCCCCCUUCCUCGGCAUUACAUGCAUCAGGCCUCUCCUCCCCGCCUCUCUCAGCCGGAACGACAACCACACCUGCUGCCCCCCACGUAGAAGACCAAGACCUAGAAGGAGAUGAGAAAGAAGAGGGCGAGGAGGAGAACGACCCAAUGAAAACACCCACGCAGAAGUCACACCGUCGGAUGGACAUGUACACGCAAACGCAGACAUCCCCAAUGCAGUUGAGUUCUCCGCCGGCGACGGUUUCGCGACGGAGAAUUACCACCGCUAUUACCGAGGAGUUUUUGCGUGCGGACGAUGAGCAAGAAGAUGUGAUGAGGGAGGUAGGAGAGGCAGGAGAGGAUAUGGAACAGUCGCACCCCGAGGAGAGACAACGGCGGUUAUCACAAAAGGGGGACGCAGUGGAUGGGUUAUUGAAGUUGAUGAAUACGGGGGAUCAGAGUGAGGGGUUGGAGGUUUGGAGUGGGUGAUGUUUUUGUGUGUUUUUUUUUAAAAGGGGGAAGGGAAGGCGUUAUGUUUGUCGGGUGUGUUGGAGUUGAAGUUAGAGGUUGUCGAGUAUAGCGUCUAUCUAGGUAUUGAUGGCGGAUGGAUGACUGAUUGAUACAUACAUACAUACAUACCUAGGAUCCAUUGCCGAGUGCAAUGGUUAGAGUCAAUGAU
Aspergillus sclerotioniger CBS 115572 is the source of this 1682-nucleotide messenger RNA. RefSeq lists its product as uncharacterized. Bases 272 to 1492 code for a protein of 406 amino acids. The transcript has 3 exons. The record is from RefSeq and is a predicted model, not a curated record. Lineage: Eukaryota; Fungi; Ascomycota; Eurotiomycetes; Eurotiales; Aspergillaceae.